AGAAGUAACCCUAUGACGUCACUCCUAAACCAGGAAAUGCCAAACAAAUUCUUCUCGCAACGAAAAAUAAUCACGGCUAAAUUACUAGAUUGAAAUCUUGUUUUUGUUUUUUUUUACCGGCUACGAGCUAACACGUCUUGACAUGGAUGAAACACUUUUCCAACUGAAGUUCACCUCCAAGCAACUGGAGCGACUGGCCAAAAAGGCGGAGAAGGAAUGUGAAAAGGAGCAGGCCAAGGUCAAAAAGGCCUUGCAGCAGAAGAAUGUGGAAUGUGCCAGGGUGUAUGCCGAGAAUUCCAUUCGCAAAAAAAAUGAAGGUCUGAAUUGGCUGCGUAUGGCGUCUCGAGUCGACGCCGUCGCCUCCAAAGUCCAGACGGCCGUCACGAUGAAAUCAGUGACUAAAAACAUGAGCCAGGUGACAAAGGCGCUGGACAAAGCUCUCAACUCCAUGGACCUCCAAAAGGUCUCAGUUGUCAUGGAUAAGUUUGAAAGCCAAGUCCAGAACCUGGACGUCCACACCUCGGUGAUGGAGGACUCCAUGAGCUCGGCGAUGACACUGAGCACGCCGCAGGAGCAGGUGGACGACUUGAUCCACCAAAUCGCCGAGGAGAACGGUCUGGAGGUGAUGGACCAGCUCAGCAAGUUGCCUGCAGGAGCCACGUCUGUGGGCGGCGAGAGUUCACGGAGCCAGGAGAAGGAGGAGCAACUUUCCAGACGGUUGGCAGCCCUACGCAACUGAGAGGCUACGUGCACACAACAGGAGCGUGCACGUAUACACACACACACACACACACACACACCCCCACCCAAGUCCACCCAAGUCCACCUAAGUCCACCCAAGUCCACCUAAGUCCCUCAGGUCUAUCUUCCAGUCUUCAUUUCUUUGUUUUCAU
Molecule: messenger RNA, 893 nt
Organism: Doryrhamphus excisus (bluestripe pipefish)
Lineage: Eukaryota; Metazoa; Chordata; Actinopteri; Syngnathiformes; Syngnathidae
Gene: chmp1a
Product: charged multivesicular body protein 1A
Biological process (GO): vacuolar transport
Source: RefSeq, a predicted model, not a curated record